GUUUUUAUUUACUUUAUGUGUGUUUUGUGUUUAUUUUUUCGAAUUGGCGGUUUAGUAAAGAACCAAGCAGUGUCAUCAUUAGGCUGUUUUUGUGCCUUAACAUUAUUGAUCAGGUAUUGCAAUAGAGAUUUUGAUGAUGAGAAGAUCCUUAUUCAGCACCAAAAAGCAAAGCAUUUUAAAUGCCAUAUAUGUCACAAGAAAUUGUAUACAGGACCUGGCUUAGCUAUUCAUUGCAUGCAGGUACAUAAAGAAACAAUAGAUGCCGUACCAAAUGCGAUACCUGGAAGAACAGACAUAGAAUUGGAAAUAUAUGGUAUGGAAGGUAUUCCAGAAAAAGACAUGGAUGAAAGACGACGACUUCUUGAACAGAAAACACAAGAAAGUCAAAAGAAGAAGCAACAAGAUGAUUCUGAUGAAUAUGAUGAUGACGACUCUGCAGCCUCAACUUCAUUUCAGCCACAGCCUGUUCAACCUCAACAAGGUUAUAUUCCCCCAAUGGCACAGCCAGGACUGCCACCAGUACCAGGAGCACCAGGAAUGCCUCCAGGCAUACCUCCAUUAAUGCCAGGUGUUCCUCCUCUGAUGCCAGGAAUGCCACCAGUUAUGCCAGGCAUGCCACCUGGAUUGCAUCAUCAGAGAAAAUACACCCAGUCAUUUUGCGGUGAAAACAUAAUGAUGCCAAUGGGUGGAAUGAUGCCACCUGGACCAGGAAUACCACCUCUGAUGCCUGGAAUGCCACCAGGUAUGCCCCCACCUGUUCCACGUCCUGGAAUUCCUCCAAUGACCCAAGCACAGGCUGUUUCAGCGCCAGGUAUUCUUAAUAGACCACCUGCACCAACAGCAACUGUACCUGCCCCACAGCCUCCAGUUACUAAGCCUCUUUUCCCCAGUGCUGGACAGAUGGGGACACCUGUCACAAGCUCAAGUACAGCUUCAUCCAAUUCAGAAAGUCUGUCUGCAUCUUCUAAAGCUCUGUUUCCUAGCACAGCACAAGCUCAGGCAGCUGUCCAAGGACCUGUUGGUACAGAUUUCAAACCCUUAAAUAGUACCCCUGCAACAAGUACAGAACCCCCAAAGCCUACAUUCCCUGCUUAUACACAGUCUACAGCUUCAACAACUAGUACAACAAAUAGUACUGCAGCUAAACCAGCGGCUUCAAUAACAAGUAAGCCUGCUACACUUACAACAACUAGUGCAACCAGUAAGUUGAUCCAUCCAGAUGAGGAUAUAUCCCUGGAAGAGAGAAGGGCACAGUUACCUAAGUAUCAACGUAAUCUUCCUCGGCCAGGACAGGCCCCCAUUGGUAAUCCACCAGUUGGACCAAUUGGAGGUAUGAUGCCACCACAGCCAGGCAUCCCACAGCAACAAGGAAUGAGACCCCCAAUGCCACCUCACGGUCAGUAUGGUGGUCAUCAUCAAGGCAUGCCAGGAUACCUUCCUGGUGCUAUGCCCCCGUAUGGGCAGGGACCGCCAAUGGUGCCCCCUUACCAGGGUGGGCCUCCUCGACCUCCGAUGGGAAUGAGACCUCCUGUAAUGUCGCAAGGUGGCCGUUACUGAUCUUACUUCAUCCAGUCUAAUAGCCCUGCCAUAGGACAGGCUGAGGCUGAGUCUCAGUGUUGCCCUGUUCAGUCUGAGGCAAGUGGGAUUUAUUUUAUUCCUUAUAGGGGCUUUCACAGCUUUAUGGCUGUUGGAUAUUUAUGUCCCCAAACUUGCAGCAAGUUUGGUGAAGGCCCCUAAAUUUAAUUAAACUUAGGAUUUUUAUACUCUUUUGGCAGAGAAGGCUCUAUAUUAAUAUUCACGUUUGACUGUGGUGUUAACAUAAGUAUUUCGUAUGCAAUUUUAUGUAAUUUGCUUUGUGUUACAUAAUUAACAGCUUCAGUAAAGCUUGUGUUACUAUAUUGAACUUCAGUAAAUUGACAAAAUUUGAUAUUUUUGAUUUGGAGGCAAGAAAUGUUUCAUUCAAAUUUUUUACUUUCACUUCUAGGAAAAUCUUACUGGUUUUAUUUUCUCCAUAAACUAUUAAAUUUAACCUCAAGGAUAAGUUUAAUCAUUGGAAAUGCCACUGGAUACUGAAAUCUGCAUUCUUUUUUUUGAGACGGAGUUUCACUCUUACCACCCAGGAUGGAGUGUAGUGGUGCGAUCUCGGCUCACUACAACCUCUGCCUCCCGGGUUCAAGCGAUUCUCCUGCCUCAGCCUCCCGAGUAGCUGGGAUUAUAGGCUCCCGCCACCACAUCUGGCUAUUUUUUCAGUAGGGAUGGGGUUUUGCCGUGUUGGCCAGGCUGGUCUCAAACUCCUGACCUCAGGUGAUCCACCUAUCUCAGCCUCCGAAAGUGCUGGAGUAACAAGUGUGAGCCACCGUGCCUGGCCAAAAUCUGCAUUCUGUUUUGUGGGGUUUUUUUUGUUUGUUUGUUUGUUUUUGAGACAGAGUCUCGCUCUGUCACCCAGGCUGGAGUGUAGUAGCACGAUCUCAGCUCACUACAACCUCCACCUCCUGGAUUCAAGCGAUUCUCCUGUCCCAGCCUCCCGAGUAGCUGGGACUACAGGUGUGUGCCACCAUGCCUGGCUAAUUUUUUGUAUUUUUAGUAGAGACAGGGUUUCACCAUGUUAGCCAGGAUGGUCUCGAUCUCCUGACUUUGUGAUCCCCCUGCCUCGACCUCCCAAAGUGCUGGGAUUACAGGCGUGGGCCACCACGCUUGUCCAAAAUCUGCAUUCUUAAUCACAAACUUAUGCAUUGAAUGUUAAGGCUAAAAGGUCAUCUGGAAAUGCUUAAAUUUUAAAAUGUUUUCAAGCCUCACCACAUUAGAGCAAAUGUUAAUGUAGAGCCCUGUAAAGGUGGGAAGGUGGUGUCUAUGUGUGUGCUUGUGUAUGUGGGGGUAUAGACCAUAUAGUUGAUAUAACAACAGAAUUUGGGUGUUACAGACCUUUCAGCAUGGAUGGAUUACUAAUUUUCAGGUAUCAAAACUGAAAUUUGAUACCUGAUCCUGUGGUAAAGUAUGUUAAACUAUGGUUUUGGAGUGAUUAUUUUGAGGUUCAUUUUCAGCCUCACUGAACAGUGUUUUAUGCACAUAUGAAAAGUAUCCACAUUUGUUUCCAACUAAAAUUUGCUUUUAUUUGAUGAGAAAAGUUGUGUGUGUGUGUUUAUUGUAGGGAAUAAUUAGGGAAUUGGAAGAGAGGCCAAAAACAAACCUGAAUUACUUUGUUUCUUGUGUUUGAGCCACAAUUCUAUCCAGAUAGCAGUUUACUCUGAGUAGUAACAAUGAACAAACAGUAUAGCAUUUAGCAAACCUGGAAUUGUUUGUAUAUGGUUUUCAUUCUUGGAAGCAUAAAGACAAAAUAUGCAUUAAAUGAAUUACAAAUUUUGACUUGUUAAAUAACAUGUUUUUCACUAUAACUUAAUAGGAUUUUUAUAUUUAAAGAAUUUUGUUGCUUCCAUGACAAAAUAUUCCAUUGGACUAUUUUAUAACCUCACUAAUCAACAUUUAAGAGUCCCUAAUUGGAGAUCUGUUUUCUCUAUUACCUACCAUCCCCCAAUAUGCUGAAAUCUUUCUAAGUUGCUUAUCUUAAUUCUAAUGGUGAUAAUUGAAAAAAGUGUGCUGGAAAUACAGGCUCUUAUCUGCUUGAGCACUGGGGGUGGGAACGAUUUAGUAAUGUCAUAAUCUGUUGAAGGUAAUAUCUAUAGAUAACUAAGAUAGUUCCUUUUUUUUUUUUUUUUUUUUUUUGUAGUUCUGUGACUCAGACAAAUAAGAUUUCGAGAAUUAUGUAGUUUUUAGGUGUCUGUAACAUCCACUGGUAAAACUUGUCAAAUGAAAGAAAAUGGUGAAGUCAUCACUUUAACUGAGUCAAAAUUUUGUUUGAAUAAGGUGGUGAAAGUAGACAUGUACCCUAGAAGUAGAUACUCUAAAAUUUAUACAGACAUGAAUGUCUUUUUUAAAAGGUUGUCAUUAUUGACCUAAUAUUGAAUAAUCUUUCUGCGUUAUUCCAAAUUGAAAUUUGUUUGCUCUUCAUUGUAACUUUUAUGGAAAAGUCCUUUAAAAGGGGAUUCAAUUAUAAGGCUAUUUGGCUAUAGGGCAGAUUUUUAUAAGUAAGCAUUCCCCCAAUUCCACUUAUGCUAACUAUCUCAUGACAGUAAAGUUUACUCCUUUUUAAAAACCCUUUCUCAGUAUUUUAAUUUCUGUCACUGAAUCAUUUAAAUAAUAACCUUUUGUUUUUAUAGCAAAGAAAUCAUCUGACUUUUCUGUGUGAUGUUUCUUGGCAAAAUAAGCACUUAAUGAUGUAUGGUCAUGUACAUAAUAGAUAUUCAUUAAUUUUGUGAUUAGUGCUGAAUUUUCUAAACUAGUAUCUUAAGCUCUUAGGCACCCUAUUAUGGAUCUAAUUCAAACCAGUAUGUAGGAAAUGGAGAAGGUAGGACUUCAGUUUGAGCUUCCCAAUAACUUUAAAUAUAUCCACCUUUUCCAAGUGUUUAAGCCCUAAAACAUCUAUCUUUUCUUUUUUACCUGGCAUUUUUGUUAGAACAUAGAUUUAAGUUUUAAAGUAACAUUAGAAAAAAUUCUUCAGUAAGAUAAUUGCUUUUAAUAAGUACUAUAUUUUUCUUGCUCUUGGCUCUAUACAUUUUUGCAUAAUAUUUUAGUCUUGAAAAGCUUUUCAUUUUCUUAACUCUGGAAAAUAAUAGUUUGGAACUAAAUUAGUUUGAGAAAUCUGAAUCAUCUCUCUUUAAAUCUGUUCAAUUAGUCUCAUGUAUUCUCAGGGGAAAAUGUCUUUAUUUUACUAAGCGGAAGUAGUAGUCAUAUUGAGGCAGAAAUUUGUAGCCCAAACGAGGUAGAUCUUCGCUGAAACUAAUUUGAACUAUUCCUAUUUGAAGCAAAUUGAACACUAUUAUAAAUCCAGACUGGCUAAUUAGAUGGAAACUUUGAUGGUUAGGUUCUUUAAGAGGCAUACAAUCAGUUAUGAGAAUGUUUAUAUUUUAAUUUUUAUCAAAAUAACCUCAGAGGAGGUACAUGUGAGUAAACUGUCUUAAUGGUUGAUUACUUGGAACCCACCCAUUAAUUUAAAUGAUGUAAUGGUCUAUAAGGUAGUAAUCUGGCACAGCUUCAGUAAUGUGUGCUGUGUUUGUAAAAAGAUCAAGUCCUUUAUUGGCAUUUUCUAAGCCCUCUGACAUUGUUAGUGUCUGGGUUGGUUGGUUUGCAUUUUACUAUUAUGGUUGAAUCUGUGUUCCUUCACCAUUGGUUAAGUCUGAGGAACUAACAGUGAAAUUCAUUGAUGGCCAACUUGGAUAAAAAUGAAGAAUGAUAUUUUCCCAGUUUACUACACAUGGACCAAUGGUGGUUAUUUGGGAGAGAACACUGGGUAGUGUUGUUUGACUUAAGAACCUUAAAUGUAUUGAAAAGUAACAGCAUUCUUGCUCAUGAUUUGCGUUUGUUACUGAGGUCUCAACAUAGUAUUUUAAUGUAGCUUCUUAUUAAAAUUUUAUUCAUAAAUAGUUUAGCAAUCACAGAGGUCAAAAAAAAAAAAAAAAAGAUUUGCACUAUCAUAUCCCAGUCAUUACUAAUAAAAUGAGGCUGCUUAAGUACCCAAGUGGAGCAAGGGAAGAGUUACUACAGUUACUGUAAGUCUGAGUUAGAAAAAAAACAGAGCAUCUAGUUAUUGAGCAAAGCCCCUUUUUACCUGUUCACUUAUUCAAGGAGAAACAAUGGAAUUUGCUUCUCAGUACAUGUUUUUAAAAUUGAGAAUCUCUGAUGUGACAAAAUCAAUUUUUACGAAAGUUGAAUUAAAAACUUUUAAAAAUUGCUUGUCUGUGGGGGUGUGUCUACAUAUUCGUUUAAAUUUAGAAAUUCCUACAUGUUUAAGAUAUAUGCCCAUCCCCUUUUUAGAGUAAUCAAAAGUUCUAUCACAAUUCACAUACUGGAAUACAUAGUAAAAUUGAGAUGUGUCCAAGAGAUUUUCAGUGUUAAUUAGCUCAUUCUCAAUAGACAAUAUAAGGUAACUUAACUUUUGUUAAAAAAAAAAAAAAAUAGGGAAAAGUUUUAAAUGUAUUAGUAUCAGGCUCUGAGGAAAUUUAAUGCACAUUGACUUUUUAAACUAUGGAUUGAACUCCUCAGUUUAAUACAAUUUGUGUUUUUGUUAACUAGCAGCAGAAUUUCAGCAUUUGCUACUUACUGGUAGAGAAGAAAAAUCCCACAGCCCUGCCAGUACAGGUUAGUUUAAUCUGUAAGUACCUGAUGUUCCUAUUUUUUUCAAACAUAUCCAUAUAACUCACACAAGGAAGAAAGCUGUGCGGUUACUUAAAUGUCAGUAUAACUAAUAAUAGAUCCAUUGGACACUUUAAACGCUCAGUACUUGGGCCAAAGUAGAUCUAGGUUUGCUAACCCCAGUUGUAAUAGAGGUGUAAUACUGCUCCUUUGUUAUCUCCUUGUGCUUCAACCUAAGUAGAUACAUUGUACAUAAAAGGAAAAGACAGUUUCAGUUGGCUAUGCCCUUGUUGAUAGAUGAUACGGAGUCCAGGGCUUUGGGUCCAGGGUCUUCUACUUAAGCUAUUUCAUGGUGGUUCUCUCAUUCACCUUUUAACUUUUUACAGUAGGAAUCAACCUAAGAAAGGCGAGUUUCCUCACAUCAAGAAAUGAUAAGUGGUGUACAGUCAUAAGCUAGAAUAUGUUUUUAUAAUGCUUUUUUGUUCUUUUAGCAACACUUGUAAAUACAAGUACUGCUAUUUUUGUUCUUUUUUUGUAAACUAUAACGUAUCCUGUUGGUGUACCAGUGAGUUCAUUAUACUGUGAACUAAGAAUAACAUACCUUUUUAAUAUUGAAAGUUGACUACCCAUCAAGAAAUGUAGCUAGAUUCUUCAUGUAACACUUUUGAGGGGCAGUGGGGACAUAAUGGGUUGUGGAAGAUGUGUUUUAACAUUUUUAUUAUUUUCUUUAUUCUACCCGAGUUCAUUGUUGUUUGAACCAUCCUCUAAAGAUUUCCUUUAACCUCUAAAUGUUGUGCUUUUAGGUUGAUAACAAACGUAAAGCACUGAGGAGGGAGGAAUAAAGCAUACAAGUUAAUUUCUAAUUUUCGCAAGCCUGAACCAUCCUAAUCUGAUAGUAGGAUGUAUGGCUUCUUCCUUUUCACCUUGUGUGAGAUGUUUAAUUUGAGACGAUCUAGCCAUAAAACCUAGUAAUCUUGAAUUCCUCUUGAGCUGGAUGGUGAUUAGUCAUUGUGAAAACAGAUUAUCUUUAUAUGGAAAUUGUGCAUAUUGCUAAAUUUUAAAACAUGGAUUUAUCAGCUGAUAAUAAAAUAUAUCUUACAAGAUAACCACUUGUUUUUUAAUGUAAAAUUGCACAAGGGCUUAAGUUUCAUUGCCUUUCACAGUUUAAUCUGUAUAUGAAAUGGUGUAGAUACAGUGGAAAUGGUUUUCCUUAAAACCAUCUCUUUAAAGCUGCCUUUCUGGUGAGUACUAUUUUAUACUUUUAUAUAUUAUAAUUUUAGCUUCUAAAAUUAACUGAAAUAGGACACUUUGAUUAAAGAGGUGAGCACUCUGAAUUUCUACAUCUUUGGAUAUUACUUGAAUCAAGAAUAUUAGAAAAUUAUUUUACCACCUGGCAUUUCCCUUUUAAUUUGCUAGUUCACUUUUUUCUGACCUUCACAUAACAGACUAUAAAUACAAAAACUUUUAACACAUAAAUUAUUUCAUUUUGGUGAGAUGGAAUAAAUGUUUAAAACUAGUAUUUAAGAAAGUUCUUAAACAUUUUCUUUUUAGUUGGCAGCCAAAAGAUUUUUCUUAGUGCUUUGGAGACAUUGCAUAGGUGUAAAAUUAAGAUACCAGAACUUCAUUCUGUUCUUGUUGAAGCUGUUGUUGCAGUGAUUCAUGAGCAGUAAGCUGGAGUUAAGAGUUGAAGAAGGAUUUACCAAAAUUGUUCAUGCAGACCAGUUGCUUACAGGGUUUCUUUGAGAGGCUUAAAAAUUUCAAAAGUAUUAUUUAAGCCACUCUAACCCUGCAUGAAAAAUUGGAGUUAGAAAUACUGAUUUCUGAGACCACAUAUACCAGUGAAAAUUAGCUUCUGAGUAAAUUUCUAAUUUAUGCCCUGCUUUAUUUAGCCUCGCUAUAUGUAACACAUGGAUUAUUUUUUCCCUCUAGUUUUUAACUACAUCCUAGAUUAAAAUCAGCAUAUGCUAAGAAUGUUUUUACAUUCUAUUUCCUCCUGUGAUCUUUGAGAACCAAUAAUAUUCAACUCUGAUGCUUUUUAGUAUGAACAAUGAUAGUUUUCUAAAAUCUGAAAAUCAAUACCUGAGUAUGUGAUGUGGCAAUGCAUUCUUAUAGAUAAGCACUAAACAAAGUAUGGAACCUCAAUUUGUGUCUUUAAGAUUUAAAGUGAAGUAAAUUUCUAAGGAACUGUGUCCUUUCCUAGCAGGAAUAAACAGUGAAAAUUUGGUAAGUAUUUAACUUUAAGUGCAUGUAAUAGUGAUGAGAGUAAGUAGCUGCAUUUCCAUAGUAUAAGAUAAUGUUUAAAAGUGAGCAAUAAUUAUUGCAUCUCUUUUGCGACUUAAUGUAGAUGUGUUUAACAUUUUUUACAAAUUUGUGUGCAUAAAGAUUAAAUUGGAACAUACCUUACUCCUUUGUCUGGUUUUUUUAUUUUGUAUGGUGCUUUAAAUACUAAUUUUAUAUUUCAAGCUUUUUACAGGGUAGAAAUAAGUGGCUGUUAAAGAAAAUACCUUCAAGAAGAAUUAUUUCAGUGUCCCUUUUUAAAACUCAUUGAUGGCUUUCAGUUUACUUAAGUCUUCUGUUUUUCAGCUCCAGUUAAAACUGACAAUAGGCAGCUAUCAAAAAUGGAAAAAAUCUUGUGCUCUUUCUGGAAUAUUAGAGGAAUCAGUUAAUAAUAGUAAAGUGGUAUUAACCCAAUACCUGAUUUGCAGUUUUUAAAGCAGUUUUUAAAUUGAGAGAAAAGGGGCCGGGCCCAGCUGAGGCGGGUGGAUCUCCUGAGGUCAGGAGUUUGAGACCAGCCUGGCCAACAUAGUGAAACUCCGUCUCUACUAAAAAUACAAAAAUCAGCCAGGUGUGGUGGGACGUGCCUGUAACCCCAGCUACUCGGGAGGCUGAGGCAGGAAAAUCACUUGAACCCGGGAGGAGGAGGUUGCAGUGAGCCGAGAUGGCGCCAUUGCACUCCAGCCUGAGUGAGAGAGCGAGACUCCGUCUCAAAAAAAAAGGGGGGGGGGGGUGAUGAGAUUUGGGAGUCUAUUCCCUGGGAUGUUGUAUUAAUAAUAAAGUGAUAAUAAAUGAAGGUUAAAGUGAAGUGUUCAAUUGCUACACCAGGAAAGAUUGAUUAUUUCUGAGGAAAAGGUCCGUUUAUUUCCAAACUAGUCUGUAGUGGUUUAGAGUAAGCAUUAUUUUAUGAAGUGGUACAAGAUCACAAAGGUUAGUAAAGGGACCUGUCUGUCAGGUCAAUCUUCAGUCUUCACUUUUACUGGCAAGGGAUUAUGUGAAGAGUAGGUCGUACAAGGGAUAUGAUUGUAAGGAGGUCCUGAACAAAGCAUGAUAAAUGUUAGUCCAUGUGUAUUAUUAAAUGGUCUAAAGAAAAAUCAUGACCGAUCGCAUAAUUUUUAAUGUAAGUAAACGAGCUCACUAAGGGUAAUUAAAUACUAGCUUUUAAAAUUUAAAGUUCUCACAAAUAUUAGUGCAUCUUGUCACUUUGAUUUGUCACCUAGUUAAAUAGCUGGAAGCUUGUGCAAAUGAAAAAUGAAAUGGAAGACUACAUUUGUAUGUAUAUCUGUAUAAUUUUUGUUUACUAGUAGGUUCAGAGACAGAGAGAUGUUCCUUAACAUGUAGCCAUGUAAUUAGAACUCACAAGGGGCAUCGAAAUGUUUUUAUUUUUCAGAUGGUCUGGGGCUAUUUACUUACUUUAAGUAAGCCAAGUCUGCCAUUUGAAAAAUGGUGCUUUAUUUCCAUAUCUGAAGCCUGAAGUUAUUUUUUAGUUUGUUUUCAUCUAAAAGUGGAAAGAUUUUUGCUUCUGCGUUAUUAAGAGCCUCUUUGUUUGGAGAGAUGGUUAUCUCCUUCACUCAUUAACCUUUGAGUGCUUGUUAUCUACCAAGAUGAAUAAAAUCUUUCAUUUAUUAUU
Molecule: messenger RNA, 10090 nt
Organism: Pongo pygmaeus (Bornean orangutan)
Lineage: Eukaryota; Metazoa; Chordata; Mammalia; Primates; Hominidae
Gene: ZNF207
Product: zinc finger protein 207
Exons: 13
Coding region: 16-1557 (513 amino acids)
Biological process (GO): attachment of spindle microtubules to kinetochore; mitotic spindle assembly checkpoint signaling; mitotic spindle assembly
Cellular component (GO): nucleus; spindle matrix; kinetochore
Molecular function (GO): microtubule binding
Source: RefSeq, a predicted model, not a curated record